Messenger RNA from Fusarium vanettenii 77-13-4, 861 nucleotides. RefSeq lists its product as uncharacterized. The transcript has 3 exons. Lineage: Eukaryota; Fungi; Ascomycota; Sordariomycetes; Hypocreales; Nectriaceae. The coding region runs from base 1 to 861 and encodes 286 amino acids. The record is from RefSeq and is a predicted model, not a curated record.
AUGCCACUCGCAAGCAACAGCCAUUUUCUGUUUCUUCUCGUAGAGGCUCUUCCUUCCUUCAUCCCUCUUUCACAUCUCGCCAAGCUGAUCGUCGUUGCUACCAAUGGCCUAGAGGUGUCUUGUCAUCAUACUCUUCCCGCACCCAAUCAUCCAUAUCCAUUCAGUAUGCAAGACAGCGAAGGUCUUCAGGUGAACCACGAUGCAGGGGGCGGUACAAAGGCACCAGAGGUGAUUGCCGCGUACAAUCAGUCGUCGCCAGCACCCUACUACGUGCCGAUCGAUCAACAACAUCAACAUCAACCAAAGCCCCGCGGUCCCUUUGGCCUUAGCCUUUGGCUUUUUACCGUUAUUAUCGUUGCUAUCACUGCCGCCAUUGUUGGAGGAGGUCUCGGACUCGAAAUGCGCAUGGGAGGCUCCCAACCCCCCUCAGCCACUACCAGCGCCGCAUUCUUCACACCGACCCCAGCCUCUCAGAUUAGAAACCUCACCUGGUUCUGCGAAGAAGCAGAGCAGACUAAAACGAUUCAACUUACUAGCGGCUUCGAGUUCAAAGUAUACUGCGGCACUGAUGGUGGAGGCGCAACCAGUGCAGAGGGCGGUGGAGCACUGAAGGACUUGGUGGGAAUCAUCGCCUACUCGCUGGAGGAUUGCUUGCAGGCCUGCACACAGAUGAACGCCAUGAAUGACAACCAAGACACGGGUGUGACAUGCAAGAGUGUUUCGUUCCGUGCCAAUAUCGCACAGUCGUAUAAGCAAUAUGGGGGCAACUGCUGGCUGAAGGAUGCAAAGAAGAGAAGGCCGUUUAAUUACAACGCCGUGUGGAAUGACGUACCUUUUGUGGCAUAUGGAGAAAUGCUUUAA